Molecule: messenger RNA, 1494 nt
Organism: Pipistrellus nathusii (Nathusius's pipistrelle)
Lineage: Eukaryota; Metazoa; Chordata; Mammalia; Chiroptera; Vespertilionidae
Source: the annotation of a GenBank genome assembly
AUGGAGACGAAGCUGCCCCCGGCCAGUACCCCCACCAGCCCCUCCUCCCCGGGGCUGUCCCCUGUGCCGCCGCCCGACAAGGUGGAUGGCUUCUCCCGCAGGUCCCUCCGCAGGGCCCGGCCCCGGCGGUCCCAUAGCUCCUCUCAGUUCCGCUACCAGAGCAACCAGCAGGAGCUCACGCCGCUGCCCCUGCUCAAAGACGUGCCGGCCUCGGAGCUGCACGAGCUGCUGAGCAGGAAGCUGGCCCAGUGCGGCGUGAUGUUUGACUUCUUGGACUGCGUGGCCGACCUGAAGGGGAAGGAGGUGAAGCGGGCGGCGCUCAAUGAGCUGGUGGAGUGUGUGGGGAGCACGCGGGGAGUGCUCAUCGAGCCCGUCUACCCGGACAUCAUCCGCAUGAUCUCGGUGAAUAUCUUCCGGACGCUGCCGCCCAGUGAGAACCCUGAAUUUGACCCUGAAGAGGAUGAGCCCAACCUUGAGCCUUCGUGGCCACAUCUGCAGCUGGUGUACGAGUUUUUCCUGCGCUUCUUGGAGAGCCCAGACUUCCAGCCCUCCGUGGCCAAGAGAUAUGUGGACCAAAAGUUUGUCCUGAUGCUCCUAGAGCUCUUUGAUAGCGAGGACCCCCGGGAGCGUGAGUACCUCAAGACCAUCCUGCACCGGGUCUACGGCAAGUUCCUGGGGCUCCGGGCCUACAUCCGCAAGCAGUGCAGCCACAUUUUCCUCCGGUUCAUCUAUGAACUCGAGCACUUCAAUGGCGUGGCCGAGCUGCUGGAGAUCUUAGGAAGCAUCAUCAAUGGCUUUGCGCUGCCCCUGAAGACUGAGCACAAGCAGUUCCUGGUUCGGGUCCUGAUUCCCCUGCACUCCGUUAAGUCGCUGUCAGUCUUUCACGCCCAGCUGGCAUACUGUGUGGUGCAGUUCCUGGAAAAGGAUGCCACCUUGACAGAGCAUGUGAUCCGGGGACUGCUCAAAUACUGGCCAAAAACCUGCACCCAGAAGGAGGUGAUGUUUCUGGGGGAGAUGGAAGAGAUCCUUGAUGUCAUCGAGCCCUCCCAGUUUGUGAAGAUCCAGGAACCCCUGUUCAAGCAGGUGGCUCGCUGUGUGUCCAGCCCCCACUUCCAGGUUGCAGAGCGGGCUCUGUAUUUCUGGAACAACGAAUAUAUCCUGAGCCUCAUUGAGGACAACUGCCACACUGUGCUGCCUGCUGUGUUUGGGACCCUCUACCAAGUCUCCAAGGAGCACUGGAACCAAACCAUCGUGUCUCUGAUCUACAAUGUGCUCAAGACCUUCAUGGAGAUGAACGGGAAGCUGUUUGAUGAGCUCACAGCCUCCUACAAGCUGGAAAAACAGCAGGAGCAGCAGAAGGCCCGGGAGCGGCAGGAGCUGUGGCAGGGCCUGGAGGAGCUACAGCUGCGCCGGUUACAGGGGACCCAGGGGGCAAAGGAGGCCCCGCUCCAGCGCCUUCCACCCCAGGUGGCCGCCAACGGGGGCCAGAGCUAG